AGGAACUUAAGCGUCUUUUUCUUCCUUGUCUUCAUCAACCAGGAAGGAUGUUUGACAAAGGUGCGAUGCUAACUAGCUUGCUGCUCCUGUCGCUACACGCCACGGUGGCGGCGGCGGCCAAGUUGGACGGCAGACUGGACGAGCACUGGGCCCUGUGGAAGAAGACGCACGGGAAGUGGUACCGCGGCGAGCCGGAAGAGCGCCACCGCCGAGGAUUGUGGGAAAAGAACCUGAUGAUGAUCACGCUGCACAACCUGGAGGCGUCCAUGGGCGCCCACAGCUUCCAGCUGGGCAUGAACACCCUGGGCGACAUGACGCCGGACGAGAUCCGUCAGUCGUUGGCCAGCUUGACUCCUCCCCCUGAACCUCAGAGGCAGUCCGAGUCCAUGUGGUCCAGCGUGAACGUUCCAGCCUCUGUGGACUGGAGGGACAAAGGCUGGGUGACGCGGGUCAAGAAUCAGGGCGCCUGUGGUUCCUGCUGGGCCUUCAGUGCUGUGGGGGCCCUGGAGGGUCAGUUGGCCAGAACCACAGGGAGGCUGGUGGACCUCAGCCCCCAGAACCUUAUGGAUUGCUCGGGCAAGUACGGCAACCGCGGUUGCAACGGCGGCUUCACGGCUCGCGCCUUCCAGUACGUCAUCGACAACCAGGGCAUUGACUCCGACGCGUCAUACCCGUACACGGGCCGGCAGGGCAAGGGGUGUCUCUAUAGCCCCGCCCACCGCGCCGCCAACUGCUCCGCACGUCACUUCCUGCCAAGGGGGGACGAGGACACUCUCCAACGCGUCGUGGCUGCCCUCGGACCUAUUUCUGUGUCCAUCGACGCCUCCGGGCGCAAGUUUGCCUUCUACAAGAGCGGAGUGUACGACGACGCGUCUUGCACGCAGAAAACCAACCACGCCGUGUUAGUGGUCGGAUAUGGCACACUGAACGGAGAGGACUACUGGCUGGUGAAGAACAGCUGGGGACUUAAGUUUGGAGAGGAGGGCUACAUCCGCAUGGCUCGUAACAAAAACAACCAAUGUGGUAUUGCGCUGUUUGCCUGCUAUCCCGUCAUCUCUUCCACCUCUGGAGUCGAGCAGCAGCCGUGACGAAGAUUCACAUGGCGAACAAUUCCCGUCAUUCACUCACACGAAGGUUAAGUGGAUCUUACGUUCUCAUUGUUCUUGCCUUUUAUUAAAACACAAUUAAGAAAAAACUGUCUUGUUGUUCCAAACUUUUCCAUCAUUAAAGCGUUUUUCUUACUGUA
This is a messenger RNA of Nerophis lumbriciformis (worm pipefish), 1246 nucleotides long. RefSeq names its product cathepsin S-like. Lineage: Eukaryota; Metazoa; Chordata; Actinopteri; Syngnathiformes; Syngnathidae. Gene Ontology annotation, biological process: proteolysis. The record is from RefSeq and is a predicted model, not a curated record. Gene Ontology annotation, molecular function: cysteine-type peptidase activity.